Molecule: messenger RNA, 1275 nt
Organism: Dendrobium catenatum
Lineage: Eukaryota; Viridiplantae; Streptophyta; Magnoliopsida; Asparagales; Orchidaceae
Exons: 1
Coding region: 1-1275 (424 amino acids)
Source: RefSeq, a predicted model, not a curated record
AUGGAGGAAUCUCAGAAUGAGAUCCUUCAGCUUUUAAGGGGAGCUAGAGGACCAAUGCCGGUACCCCAAGAAGAUGCUCUUCUCCCUCGAGAUCAGCCAGGAUUUGAAGACAUUCUUCAUGUCGAAGUCCCCCUUCCUCCACCAAGGAUGCGUCCUCCUACACGUCCAGAGAAUGAACUUGCUGAUACAGCAAGCUCUACCCAUCCUUCGCGCAUGGGUCACCGACAGCAUAUGCCACCGGACGUCCCUGAGGACUUGGACCAACAGCGCGUCACUGAACUCCCCCGUAAUACUCUACGGCAUGAGUUACGAAGAUUAGUCCGAGAAGAGUUCCCCACAGGGGGUAUUAGGCAGUCCCUUCACCAACGGGACAUUCAGGAGUCAUCACCUUUUACCGAAGCUGUCCUCCGAUAUCCCGUUCCGGCAAGAUUCAAACUCCCAAAUAUUGAUUCUUAUGAUGGGACUUCAGACCCCUACGAACAUAUUGAUCACUACCGCACUAUUAUGCAUAUCCAGCAGGCCCCAGACGCUCUGCUCUGUCAAGUUUUUCCGGCCACCCUUAAAGGGCAGGCCCGGACAUGGUUCUACUCCCUACCCCCUCGGUCCAUUCCCCUAUUCGUUAAAUUGGCCAAAUUGUUUGUCGAACAAUUUGUCGCCAACCGAAGGAUGAUUAAAGACUCCUCCCACCUUUCGGGGAUACGACAGAACGAGGGUGAAUCUCUCAAAGAGUAUUUUCAAAGGUUUUCUACGGAAGCCCGGCAAAUUCCAGGGGUAAAUCCCGAAUUGCUACGAGGUGUAUUUCUAGGAGGGCUUUGUCCAGGCCCCUUCUACUCGUCACUCAUGCGAGAAACGGUCCAUUCUUAUGCGGAUUUAAUCCAUCGAGUAGAGGCCCAAAUCACUGCCGACGAAGCCAUCAAUGCUCAUAGAAAGCAAUUUGAGCAGACAACUGGGAAACGUAAAAAUCCUCUAGGGACGGAGAAUCUCCCAUCACAAAGGAAGAAGCAAGGAAUGUAUAAUCUUUCUCCUCGGCCCUCACAGCCGCGACGACAACCUCGCCAAGAGAAGGAGUACACACCACUCAAUACAUCCCAAGCGAAUGUAUUGAUGUCCGUCCAAGAUCAGGAGAACACAAAAUGGCCACACCCUUUAAAGCCCAAUGUCAGAAACCAGGAGCAAUAUUGCCACUUCCACCGCAGCCGUGGACACACUACUGAAGCAUGCAGGCAACUCAAAGAAGAAAUUGAGAGACUGAUACGACAAGGGUAUCUCCGAUAA